Nerophis lumbriciformis (worm pipefish) is the source of this 2307-nucleotide messenger RNA. The record is from RefSeq and is a predicted model, not a curated record. Lineage: Eukaryota; Metazoa; Chordata; Actinopteri; Syngnathiformes; Syngnathidae.
AUGCCAUUUGGGUGCCUUGCUUUGCGAGAUGGGCAGACUUAUGACAGUAUAUCUGAUGUGACAGACAAAUAUGAGAUUGGUCAGGUUCUCCGAGCGAAGGAGUUCUGUGAGCUGUGCCUGGCAAAGGACAGACAAACAAACAAAGUGUUUGUCUGCAAGAAAUUUCUCAAAAAAGAUGGCAGGAAAGUCCGCAAGGCUGCCAAGAACGAGAUCAUGAUCCUGAAAUUGGUCAAUCAUCCAAACAUCCUUCAGCUUAUAGAUACAUUUGAGACCCGGAAAGAAUACUACAUCAUCCAGGAACUAGCCACAGGGGGGGAUGUCUUCGACUGGAUUCAGGAUCAAGGCAACUACACAGAAAGAGAUGCCUCCAAUGUCAUCAGACAGGUCCUGGAGGCUGUGGCAUAUUUGCACUCCCUCAACAUAGUCCACCGGAAUCUGAAGCUGGAAAACCUAAUGUACUACACUGAGAACAACCACAACAAAGUAGUUCUGCGAGAUUUCUACCUUUCUAGAUUUGAGAAUGGGCCAAUCACUGAGCCUUGUGGAACACCAGAAUACCUGGCACCUGAAGUAGUGGCUCGGCAUCGAUAUGGUCGACCUGUGGAUUGCUGGGCCGUGGGUGUCAUUAUGUUCAUACUUUUAUCGGGUAACCCUCCUUUUUAUGAUGAGACGGAAGAGGAGAACACGGAUCUACAUAAUCGCAUAAUUUUCUGUCGUAUUGUUGCUGGGGACUUUGAGUUUGAUUCCCCAUACUGGGACGACAUCUCCCCUGCAGCGAAAGAGCUUGUCUGUCGACUCAUGGAGGUGGACCAGAUGCUGAGAAUCACAGCACAAGAAGCACUUUGGCAUGAAUGGAUCGCAGGGAAUGGCGCAUCAGAGAAAAACCUAAAGGAUGGUGUCUGUGCCCAGUUUGAGAAGAACUUUGCAAAGGCCAAAUGGCGGGAGUUGAAGAAAGCAAUCCGUGUCACCACCUUCAUGCAACGUCUGAAGAACUCUGAGUCAGUUAUGGACAGUUCAACUGAGGUACUGAGUGGUGAAGAAGGGGAUGUUAAAGGAAAAAUGUCUGAAGUGACAAGUAAUGAGGAGGUCCCCAGGGUUAUAGAAGGCGGGGUUAUUACCGGAGGUGUGCCAUUAGAGGUCAUGGUUGAAAAUAGGCCAGCGAACGUUGACCGGGAGAUUGAAAACCAGCAGGCUGUAGAGGUGAAUAUUAAAGUUGGCGCAUCCACACCCCCUGAUAAGCCUGGUACAAAGAAAGUGACAGAUGGUCAAACCAACAUAACAGUUCCCAAUUUGAAUGAAAGCAAAGAAUCCAAAAUAAAACCUACUAAGACCACUGAAUGCACAAAGCUAACACACAGCGUUUCAGGUUCCCAUCCUGACAAAAAACAGACAUGCACCUCCCCAGAUGCCAGCAACAAGCACAAGAUGACUGCAACACUUCACAGCCCUCCACCCGCAGCCACUGCAAAUGCCACACCGAAGGAUAAAAAUGAUGGAAGCUGGUGUCAGACACAACUGCCUGAGGCGGUGGCAGAGAGUUCAGUAGGAGCAUCGGUCACUCAGGCAAUUGCACCCACUGUUGGGGCUGAUGUAAGUCUAGGUGUUAGGUUAAGGGGUGAAACCAGUCCCGUGUUGAGGAGGGACAGGGACGCCAAGAAAACUGACCGUUACAGUGCAGAAUUUAAUAUUGCCAAAGAAGGUCCUACAGCAGGUCAGGGAUGCUAUGCAAUUGGGAGCUCUGCUAGUCUGGGCCGGCACGCCACACCGUACAAUAGAGACAUUGGGACCAUAGGCAUGGGAAUGACAGGAGUCUAUGGGAGUCCAUAUUCCACCUUGUAUGGAAGUGGAAGAAGUGUUGGGAUGUAUGGGACUGGGUUGCAUCAGGGAGUGGGAAGCAGAACGACAAGCGACUGGCAAAUGGACAGUGUGAUUGAGCAGAUUGAAAAGCAAAUGGUGGCAGUACUGGAGAAGAUUGAGGGAGACAUGCCAUCAUUGCUGGAGCAAAUCAGUGACUGCCCAUCUGAACCACUACGUAUUAGGAGCGCACACGCCUCACCUGCAACCUCCCGGGCACGCACCUCCCAUCACUGCUCUUCUGAAACCUUGGCCACCCCACCACCUCUUCCAACUUCUCCUAGGCCUGCUCUGCCAUCCCUCCCUCAUCUUACUAUCCCCCCUCCUUCCUAUCCUCCACCUUCCCCACCAUCUCAACCCUCAGUGCAGACUACAGAACAUCAAGAAUUUGGACAGAGAGGGACUGAAUGUUCUGGACAAUCCUCCAGAACUAGUAUGGGCAGGGGGUUGUAA